AUGAACCGAACGUCGUCGAUUGACGAGACAGAAACCGCAGUCGAACGGACCCCGCGCGCUGUGGCACUGGACGUGCGCCACGAAGCCGACCACACGGACGGGACGACAUUUGCCAACUUGUCUUCAUCAUUGGCAGCAGCAGCAGCAGCAGUAGGCGCCUCACCACCUCAGCGCGUCAUUCAUUUCCGAGACUUGGACUUGCCCGACAUCCCGCAAGUGCGUGAACUGCACGAAGAAUGGUUCCCGAUUCGCUAUAACCAGGCGUUCUACGACGGCGCUGCUCGGGGGUUAUGGAUGGAAACAGGUGGUCGGUUGUUUGCGCGUCUUGCAGUCGAGAUGCACGACCUCGUGCCAGUCGAACCAGCCGCUGAACGAAGCGACACCAUUCUUGGGGCGGUUACAGCGAGCACACUGCCACUGAGUAAAGUAGAGGACCCGGACUUGAUCGAGCGGGACGAUUGCGCGCACACGCAUAUCAUGUACAUUCUGACGUUGGGCACGAGAGCGUCUGUGAGAAGGAUGGGCAUUGCGUCGAGGUUGCUGCAGGAAUGCAUUGCUCAAGCCUGUCGUCAACCACAGUGCGGCGCAGUGUACCUCCACGUCAAAGCCGACAAUCUCAGUGCGCGGCAUUUCUACGAGAAGCACGGGUUCCAGAACUUGCGGUACUUGCAAGAUUACUACAUGAUUGACGGUCUGAGACACGACGCGUUCCUGUACAUUUUCUACAUCAACGGAGCCGCCCCGCAGCGCGGCUGGCUCGAUCGCAUAACAAGCCCACUGCUCGCGUUGUUUUCGAUUGCAGCAGCAGGCUGGAAAAAGCUUGUCGAAAAUUUCACGGUGGAGGAGUAUCGGGACACGACGACGGAAAAACUCGCACGCGCACCACGUUUGGCUCGGGUGGAAUCGACGGAUCUUGUCCCGGUAUGA
This is a messenger RNA of Hyaloperonospora brassicae, 927 nucleotides long. Lineage: Eukaryota; Oomycota; Peronosporomycetes; Peronosporales; Peronosporaceae. The record is from the annotation of a GenBank genome assembly.